Messenger RNA from Urocitellus parryii (Arctic ground squirrel), 1421 nucleotides. It is a transcript of the gene Timm29, whose product is annotated as translocase of inner mitochondrial membrane 29. Gene Ontology annotation, cellular component: TIM22 mitochondrial import inner membrane insertion complex. Gene Ontology annotation, biological process: protein insertion into mitochondrial inner membrane. NCBI's taxonomy places the organism in Eukaryota, Metazoa, Chordata, Mammalia, Rodentia, Sciuridae. The record is from RefSeq and is a predicted model, not a curated record.
CUCACAGAAGAGACCCUACUCCCCACUCCCCCGUGAGGGGGAGCCUUUUACUUCAGGUAUGAGGUGUUUCUCUUCGGACUAAGGGCCCUAGGCCGGAAGAGGAUGGCGACUGCUGCUCUGAAGAGAUUUUGGUCCCGUGGCCGAGGAGAAGGGGGCGUUGAGGCUGGAAAUGCUGCCGUGGCGGUGAAGCCAAGCGUGUGGGCGCGGCUGGGCGACUGGGCCCGCGCGCUGCUCCGGGACUACGCAGAGGCUUGCCGGGACGCGGUGGCUGCGGCGCGGGCUCGGCCGGGGCGCGCAGCAGUGUACAUGGGACUGCUGGGCGGCGCCGCAGCCUGCUGCGCUCUGGCGCCGAGCGAGGAGGCCUUCGAGGAGGCGCUGCUCGAUGCGUCUGGGACUCUCCUGCUGCUAGCGCCAGCCACUCGCAACCGCGAUUCCGAAAGCUUCCUGCAGCGGCUCCUUUGGCUGCGGGGCCGCGGUCGUCUGCGCCAUGUGAAUCUGGGGUUCUGUUCUCUCGUGUACGAGGCGCCCUUCGACUCCCAGGCCAGCCUCUACCAGGCCCGCUGCCGCUAUCUGCAGCCCCGCUGGGUGGACUUCCCCGGCCGAAUCCUGGAUGUGGGCUUCGUGGGCCACUGGUGGAUACUGAGCACCCGGAUGCGCGACUGCGACAUCAACGAUGACGAGUUCCUGCACCUGCCAGCACAUUUGCGCGUGGUCGGACCCCACCAGCUGCACUCCGAGGCCAAUGAGCGGCUCUUCGAUGAGAAGUACAAGCCUGUUGUGCUCACCGACGAUCAGGUGGACCAGGCGCUUUGGGAGGAGCAGGUGUUGCAAAAGGAGAAAAAGGACAGGCUUGUCCUGAGCCAGGCCGACUCGCUAGUGCAGUCGCAGGUCGCAAGAUGAAACCCAGUAAGAGCGUGAGGCCAGACUGGGGUCUGAGCCCUGGCAGACUGUGGAAUGAUGAGAGUGAGACGUAAAUUAUAUGCACUGUUCUCUAACUGCUGUUGUUGAAAACAAGUUUGGAGAGCCAUACUCCCUAUCUCUUUGUUCCUUAUUAGUGAAGCUAGUUCAGUCUUUUUGGUCUAGGAAUUGGGUAGAGCAGAGUUGACUAAUGUUUUUCACUGCCAGAGCUAGUAAUGAGCCUUUUACAUAAGUCUUUUUAGGCUGGGAAUGUAGUAGCUCAUGUGGUAAAGCACUUGCCCCUGGCAUCCCUAAAGCCCUAGGUUUGAUCCCCACUGCCACAAAAACAAAAGAAAAAUACUUCAUCCUUUUUCACUGUGUGACACAAGUCCCUUGACAGUGGUACUACAUUGGUCUGGUGACUCCCAAACUCUCUUCCAAGAGCAUGCAUAUUUUGCUUUAUUUCUUUGUGUGUUUUCCUCCUCUUGUUCUUUUUCUUUGGGGGCAGGGUACUGGGGACUGAA